Messenger RNA from Ogataea philodendri, 2076 nucleotides. RefSeq lists its product as uncharacterized. The record is from RefSeq and is a predicted model, not a curated record. The transcript is spliced from 4 exons. Gene Ontology annotation, cellular component: eukaryotic translation initiation factor 2B complex. The coding region runs from base 1 to 2076 and encodes 691 amino acids. Gene Ontology annotation, molecular function: translation initiation factor activity; guanyl-nucleotide exchange factor activity. Lineage: Eukaryota; Fungi; Ascomycota; Pichiomycetes; Pichiales; Pichiaceae. Gene Ontology annotation, biological process: translational initiation.
AUGUCCUCAGCGCAAAAGUACGAGGUGUUUGUGGACUCGUUUAUCUCGAAGCUCAAGCGCCGCCAGGUGACGGGGUCCUACAAUGUUGCCACGGCGACGUGCCGGCUUUUGAUGCGGGUGAUUUCGAGCGGCCGGUGGUCGAGCACCGCCGAGUUUAUUGAGCUGAUCAGAGGAGUGGGCACCAAGCUCAUCGAGGCCCAGCCGCGCGAGUUUGCCGCCGGAAACAUCGUGAGACGUGUUCUGGCGAUCAUCAGAGACGAGGUGAGCGAAACCACGGCCACCGACAUGGCCAAUAACGCUCCAUAUAACACGUCGAUGUUCCAGCUGCUCUCCACGACCCAGACCAACAAAAAUCCAUCCAACCAGCUCACCAAACAGCCAAACCAGGACCUGAGAUCGGUGGUAAUCCAGGGAAUUCGCGAACUAAUAGACGAGAUUGCUUCUGUGCACGAAAACAUCGAGUUGAUGACGGUGGAUCUCAUCCACGAGAACGAGGUGCUGUUGACUCCUACGCCCGGUUCGCAGACGGUGCUGAACUUCUUGCUCAAGGCCAGCCUGAAACGGAAGUUCACCGUGCUGAUCACCGAGUCGUACCCCAACGAUAUCCAGGAAUGUCACAAGUUUGCCGAGAAACUGGCCAAGAUGAACAUCGAGACCGUCAUCAUUCCAGACUCGAGCGUGUUUGCAGUCAUGUCGCGAGUCGGCAAGGUGCUCAUUGGCGCACGGUCUGUGUUUGCCAACGGCGGCUGUGUGACCGCAGCAGGAGUGGCUACCGUUUGCGAGUGCGCCAAAGAACACAGAACUCCUGUUUUCGCCGUGGCCGGUCUGUACAAGUUUUCUCCAACAUACCCCUUCGAUAGAGACUCAUUGAUCGAGGUCGGCAACUCGGGAAGAGUGCUGCCGUAUGAGGACAGCGAUCUUGUCGGCAAAUGCGAGGUCACCAACCCGCUAUUUGACUACGUUGUUCCAGAGCACAUUGACAUCUACAUCACCAAUAUUGGCGGCUUUUCGCCAAACUUCAUUUACCGAAUAGUCUUGGAUAACUACAAGGCCGAAGAUACCUUCGGUCACCUGUUCCGGCCAGCACGCGUGGUCAAAGAAGUUGGCGCCCGAGCAGAAGUUCACAAACAAUUUAGGGUCGUUGUUGGUGCUGUUGUAGCUCUUGGCGUUGUUGAUCAGGUUCUUGACGUACUCUGCCUUCUUUGGGAUAUCUUCCUCGGACUUGAUCUCACAGAAGUCUUGCACUCUGAACAGUCCUCUGUCGUCGUCGGUAGUGUUGUACGACCACGAGGAGGCAGGAAUACCGGUGGAGUUUUGUUUGUCGCCGUUUUGAACUCCAAACCGUCUGAAAAGAACAACCUUGCCUCUAACGUCUCUAAGGUUUGGCAAGUUGGUGUUCAGGUACCACUUGUCCUUGUUCUUGGAAAUGAAUCUGUCGCGGAUCACGUUGGCAAACUCGUCGUUCUGGUUGUCCCAGGUGCCGGAUCCUUCCUGCUUAAGAGACACAAUCACAAACUCGGACGGAUGCUUGUCGACAAAGCUGUACACCUCGUCGAGCAACUCGGUCAAUUUCACAGAGCCGAUUUCUCGAAAGACGAACGUCCAGGAACCGAACACCGUGCUCAAGCUGCUCUGUCACAGAAGCUCCCUGGCAUUGCACCGAAGGAAGAGCCGUGUGACACGCAGCAGAAUUGUGGGUUCCUGCAAGAGAAAGACGUGCGAUGUUGGUGUCGUCGGACACAGAUUUCAACCAAUUGGCGUAGUCGACCAUGUUUGCUGAUUUCUUACGGUUUCAAUCUAGCGGGUAAAACACUGCAAACGUCGAUAAGUAGUCCCACAGGCGAUUUAGAGUGGACCGGUUGGACUGGCUUGCUUACCACGACUCCAACAGGCACCUCUUUGAAGUAUGCGAACUGGGCCAGUUCGCCCGACUCUUUGAACUCCUCGAGUUGCUCUUUCGAGAAAGACUCGCCGGUUAUCACGUUGACAAGUCCCAAAUUGUUGAUUGUCAGGUCGUCCAAGGCAAUCAUGAAAAAUUUAAACGGUAAAUUAAAUCACAGACUGCGUUACCAUUAA